Molecule: messenger RNA, 561 nt
Organism: Strongylus vulgaris
Lineage: Eukaryota; Metazoa; Nematoda; Chromadorea; Rhabditida; Strongylidae
Source: the annotation of a GenBank genome assembly
UACGUUGGUACCUACGAAUUCCAAGUUCGAGCUGUCAAAGGGGAAAACCAUGCUUCUACUGACGUUACUAUGCGUAUUCUACCAGCCUAUAGAUGUGUGCCGGCAUUUAUAGGAGAUAGAAAUCUUGAAUUUUUAAUUAAUGAGAAUAUGCCUCCUGGAACAAAAAUGGGUACAACUUCAGCAGUAAAAUUAAAUGAUAAAUGCGAGUUGAAGUAUUUGCUGUGGGAUCCAAUGUCGCACAAAUACACAAAUGAAACAAAGAUUGCUUCAAUUGACACGAUUACUGGUGAAAUUCGAAGCCGAAUUUCGUUUGAUUAUGAGAAACAGGCAAUGUACCCGCUGGUACUUGGUCUCCAAGCUGGUGCGCAUCAGUUCGCUCAAAUGUCUAGUACAAUACGGAUUAAGGAUGUUGAUGAUCAUCCUCUUGACGCCGUGCUGAGCAGGGUUACGGUUGAAGUAAGUUUCUUGUAGCUACAAAUUGGUGCCUCUAACGACGAAGAUGCCCGAAUUGACGAUAUUGAAGUUUGGAUGUCAUUGAAUAUUAUUGUAACAGAUGUGUAA